This is a messenger RNA of Macroventuria anomochaeta, 1404 nucleotides long. RefSeq lists its product as uncharacterized. Gene Ontology annotation, biological process: ubiquitin-dependent protein catabolic process. Gene Ontology annotation, cellular component: nucleus; cytosol; proteasome regulatory particle, lid subcomplex. Bases 76 to 1227 code for a protein of 383 amino acids. The transcript has 3 exons. The record is from RefSeq and is a predicted model, not a curated record. Gene Ontology annotation, molecular function: structural molecule activity. NCBI's taxonomy places the organism in Eukaryota, Fungi, Ascomycota, Dothideomycetes, Pleosporales, Didymellaceae.
GACCUCACGACCACACUACCACCCCGCUCUCCACAACAAAUAUACCGCCACCUCCCUGCUACACACACACUCAACAUGGCACUGGACACAGACACAAUACCGAAUUUGCUCGGCGAUGCGCGGGACCAAGCGCCAGAGGAGCUGCAAGAGUACUUCAUCGCCUUCGAGGACUACUGGGAGAGGAAGCUGUGGCACGAGUUGACCGACAAGCUCAUCGAGUUCUUCGAGCAUCCGGAGAGUGCCAAGCAGCGGAUACCCUUCUUCGAGACGUUCAUCAAGAGCUUUGCAAACAAGAUCAACCAGCUGAAGCUGGUCACACUGGGCCUGAGUGCUGCAUCACAGUUCAAGGAUGACAAAGAGCGCCUCAAGUUCGUCAAUGACCUCGCCGAGAGUGUCAACAAGCCCGCCUCACAAGACGCCUAUGUCUACGCCACAGUCGCCGCCGCCAGCAUCCAGCUGAGGUUACGAGACGAGGAGGGCGCUAAGAAGAAGCUGGACGAGUGCGAGCAGAUUUUGGACAACUUUGACUCAGUAGAGACAGUCGUACACGCAAACUUCUACAAAGUCAGCGCAGAGUACUACAAGUCGAAGCACGAGUUUGCCGCGUACUAUAAGAACGCCCUACUGUUCCUUGCCUGCGUCGACAUCACCGACCUCGAGCUUCGCGACCGCCAGUCACGCGCCUACGACCUCAGCAUCGCCGCUCUCGUUUCAGAUUCCAUCUACAACUUCGGCGAGCUUCUCCUCCACCCUAUCCUCGAUUCGCUCGUCAACACACCGCACUCGUGGUUGCGCGAUCUCCUCUUCGCUUUCAACCGCGGCGACCUCAGCGCAUACGACGUCCUUUCGGGCAACAUCUCGAAGGUGCCUCUGCUGAAGGACCACCAGACUUUCCUUUACCAGAAGAUCUCUCUUGCCGCUCUUACCGAGACUAUCUUCCGCCGACCACCGCACGACCGCGCUAUGACCUUCUCCGAGAUCUCGCAGGAGACCAAGGUGCAGCCAAAGGAGAUUGAGCAUCUAAUCAUGAAGGCGUUGAGCUUGGGCUUGGUGAAGGGACAGAUUGACCAGGUCGCUGAGAUUGCGCGCAUCAACUGGGUGCAGCCCAAGGUCUUGGACAUGAAGCAGAUCGAGAGCAUGAGGGGGCGGCUGAAGGAAUGGGACGCCAGCGUCAACCAGCUGGGUAACUGGAUCGAGGGUGUUGGCAAGGACGUCUGGGCUGCUUGAGCGAAGACUAGAUCCUGCAGCAGUAGAGUCCUCACUGGUCAGUCAUGGCAAGGCUGUCUCCGCCCAACAGAAAGGGCGGCGUGCAAACGCUGUAAGAAAGGUACCUUCGCGCGCCAUGAUCGUAGAUAAUGCAUGCAUGGUCAAAUGGAUGGCCAACGAAUGAAAAGCUCACGACAU